Ochlerotatus camptorhynchus is the source of this 1991-nucleotide messenger RNA. It is a transcript of the gene gb, whose product is annotated as genderblind. The coding region runs from base 453 to 1988 and encodes 511 amino acids. The record is from RefSeq and is a predicted model, not a curated record. Gene Ontology annotation, biological process: amino acid transmembrane transport. Gene Ontology annotation, cellular component: membrane. Gene Ontology annotation, molecular function: L-amino acid transmembrane transporter activity. The transcript has 6 exons. NCBI's taxonomy places the organism in Eukaryota, Metazoa, Arthropoda, Insecta, Diptera, Culicidae.
UUUCGUUCGCAAUCGUUCGAACGGACAGUCGCGGAAAGUGUUUUCGUCUUCACUCACCGAAGCCGUUCAAGAAACGCGUGUGUUCUGUGUGGCGCAAAAAGCAUCGAAAGAAGAAGACUUAAUUUUUAUGCUAGUGCGAUUUUUUUUUUAUAUUUGCGCGGUGUAUUGAUCUUCGAUGGGAGAAAUUUGCUAAUUACCGGUGAUUUUGUGCAAAAAUAGUGAAUCGAAUAGGGUGUUAUUCAACUGACUUCCUUGGGCAUCGUUGUCAACGUAGCAGAUUUCGGAACGAGGUCCAUCCCACAUCUCACAUCCAAGACGACGACGACGACGACGAAGACGACCUGAUUGGCGCUUCUAGGGUCUUCGAUGAGCGCGCCAAUCCAGUCAUAGAGCAGUGCGAGCCCAGUUUCAAUCAAAGUACAAUAAGUUAUCUAAGUAAGGUAGAUUAGAAAAUGGUAUUGAAGCAACGAACGGCGGCCCUGGAGCUGCACUCGCCGACGGAAGAUGUGCUGGUCAGUCCGGGUAGCGAGAGUUUACCAUCGAUCGAGAAUGGCGUCACCAGCGGGUCUGAAGGUGAGCAGCGAGUCAAAAUGAAGAAAGAACUGGGCCUGAUGGAGGGAGUGGCCAUCAUCUUGGGGAUUAUCUUCGGUUCCGGAAUCUUCAUUUCGCCGAAGGGUGUCCUACAGGAGGUUGGCGCCGUGGGGACUUCCCUGGUGAUUUGGGUGACCUGUGGGCUACUGUCGAUGAUUGGAGCACUGUGCUAUGCCGAGUUGGGCACGGCGAUACCGAAAUCCGGAGGAGAUUAUGCCUACAUUUACGAAGCGUACGGUCCCCUGCCGGCCUUCCUGUAUCUGUGGGAUGCGACGGUGAUUUUUGUACCGAGCACCAACGCCAUCAUGGGCCUGACCUUUGCCAGUUACGUGUUCCAGCCGCUGUUCGCCGCCGGUUGUUCCGUACCGACGAUAGGGCUGCAGAUGUUCGCCGCGGUCACGAUCUGUGCGCUCACCUACAUCAAUGCGUACGACGUGCGGGUGACGACCAAAAUGCAAAACAUAUUCAUGUUCACCAAGAUCGGUGCCCUGGUGCUGGUCAUCAUAGUCGGUGUGGUGUGGAUGUGGCUCGGAGGAACGGAAAAUUUCGAAAAUGCAUUCGAGAACACGGAAACCGACCCGGGCAAGCUGGCGGUUGCAUUCUACUCCGGUAUCUUCUCGUACGCUGGAUGGAACUAUCUCAACUUCAUGACCGAGGAACUGCGUGAUCCGUACAAGAAUCUCCCGCGGGCGAUCUACAUCUCCCUUCCGUUGGUCACCGGUAUCUACGUGCUGGCUAAUAUGGCCUACGUUGCCGUGCUGUCGCCGCAGCAAAUUCUCUCCUCGGACGCCAUCGCCGUGACAUUCGCCCAGAAAGCCAUGGGCUGGGGUGCCUUCGUGAUGCCCAUCCUGGUCGCCAUCUCGGCCUUCGGUGGUCUGUCCGUGCACAUCAUGACCUCGUCGCGGAUGUGCUUCGUCGGCGCCCGCAACGGCCACAUGCCGGAAAUCCUCUCGCAUAUCAACGUCAACCGGUACACUCCGAUGCCUUCGCUGGUGUUUCUCUGCAUGCUGUCGCUGCUCUACCUGUUCAUCAGCGACGUGUACGUGCUGAUCACCUACAGUAGCAUCGUGGAGUCCUUCUUCAUCAUGCUCUCGGUAAGUGCGGUCCUGUAUUUCCGCUACACCCGACCCGACAUCAACCGGCCGAUCAAGGUCCCACUGUGGGUUCCCACGCUGUUCGUCAUCAUCUGUGCAUUCCUGAUCGUUAUCCCGUGCUACGUGGCCCCCUACGAGGUGGGUAUGGGUGUCCUAUUGACCCUGGCCGGCAUUCCCGUCUACUACGUCGGGGUGGCGUGGAAGGACAAACCGGCAUCGUUCGAGAAUGCCCUCCGCCAGGUGACGCAGUUCUGUCAGAAGAUGUUCAUGACUGCCAAAGAGGAAAACGAAGAGGAAGGCUAGUAA